CGCCAUAGAACCUCUGCGGCCCUCCGCCCAAUGCCCAAAUCGAAGCGCGCGCAGAAGGUGACCCUCUCGAAGACGGUGAGCAAGGGCCGGGAGCGCAAGGUCGCCAUCAUUGACGAGGUGCGGGACUGCGUCGACCGGUACAAGUCGGUGCUCGUGUUCGAGGCCAACAACAUGCGGAACGCGGCGCUCAAGGACGUGCGCGUAAGGCUGCGGUCCAGCCGCAUCUUCUUUGGCCGCAACAAGCUGAUCGCCGCUGCGCUCGGCCGGACGGCUGCGGACGCGUACCGCGCCGGCCUGGACGAGGUCGCCGACGGCUUGCUCGGCGGCGAGGCUGGGCUCAUCUUCACAGACGAGUCGCUCGAGGCGGUGCAGCAGGCUCUGGCCGAGUCUCGGGUGCCCGAGUACGCGCGCGCGGGCUUUGAGGCGACGGAGGACGUCGUCUUGCCGCAGGGCGUGCUCAGCCAGUUUGCGGGCUCGAUGGAGCCGUACCUGCGCAAGCUGGGGCUGCCGACCAAGCUGCAGGCGGGCGCGGUGCAGCUGCUGUGCGACUACACGGUGUGCAAGGCGGGGGACGUGGUCAGCUCGGACCAGGCCAAGCUGAUGCAGCUGCUCGACGUCAAGCAGGCCCUGUUUGAGCUGACGCUCACCUGCCGCUGGAGCGAGGGGCAGUUCCAAAGGCUCGCGGCCUGAACUCUUCAUGGCUCAGGGCACCAGUGCGUCCGGUCCCGUGCCGCUUGCGUCCGGUGCGCCCGGGCAACUGGCCGAGAGCGGCUUAUGUCUUGCCCUUGCGUGGGCUCAGCCCCUGUGUGGGGCGAGGGCCCUCUGGGGCGAGGCCUCUGCGCGCGACCGCGAGCUCCUGCACCGGCGGAGUGCACUCGACGGCGGUGCGGUGUGAGCGCCGUCGUCUCCCGGACGCGUAUAAAUGUGUGAUAUCCGUUUUAGCCUCCGUGUGGCACGUGCCACUCACUGCCACGCCUCGGCGAGAGCCGGCUAACCUCGG
Molecule: messenger RNA, 1000 nt
Organism: Emiliania huxleyi CCMP1516
Lineage: Eukaryota; Haptophyta; Isochrysidales; Noelaerhabdaceae
Exons: 1
Coding region: 31-690 (219 amino acids)
Biological process (GO): ribosomal large subunit biogenesis; rRNA processing; ribosomal large subunit assembly
Cellular component (GO): preribosome, large subunit precursor; nucleolus
Molecular function (GO): RNA binding
Source: RefSeq, a predicted model, not a curated record